Pseudophryne corroboree (corroboree frog) is the source of this 4298-nucleotide messenger RNA. It is a transcript of the gene FOXJ2, whose product is annotated as forkhead box J2. The record is from RefSeq and is a predicted model, not a curated record. Gene Ontology annotation, biological process: regulation of transcription by RNA polymerase II. Gene Ontology annotation, cellular component: nucleus. NCBI's taxonomy places the organism in Eukaryota, Metazoa, Chordata, Amphibia, Anura, Myobatrachidae. Bases 189 to 1676 code for a protein of 495 amino acids. The transcript has 11 exons. Gene Ontology annotation, molecular function: DNA-binding transcription factor activity, RNA polymerase II-specific; RNA polymerase II cis-regulatory region sequence-specific DNA binding.
GGAAGAAAACCCAACCCAGCAGGAAGCAGAAGGUCCUCCUCUGUCUGUCUGAGUCCCCCACCCCCUCCAGAAGAGACCUGUCUUCCCCCUCCCCAGCCUGUGCCGUGGAGAGGGGGCGACCCCCGAGAAGAGACCAGGAGAGGAGGCGCGGAGUGUCAGAGACACCGGGAGGGGAGCCAGGCCCCAAGAUGGCGUCGGACCUGGGUAGCAGCCUGACCUCCAUAGACUGGCUCCCGCAGCUGACCAUCCAAGCUGCUAUGAAAGGGUCCCAAGGGGGCACAGGAGGACGAAAAGGACCUGGAUCUCCCACUGACCCCAACGCCAUGCUAACCAAGGAGGAGGCGGCUGCCCACCGAGAUGGGAAACCCCCUUACAGCUACGCCAAUCUCAUCCAGUACGCAAUAAACUCUGCACCUGCCAGACGCAUGACCCUGAGUGAGAUCUACCGCUGGAUCUGCGACAACUUCCCGUAUUACCGCAACGCCGGUGUGGGAUGGAAGAACUCGAUCCGUCACAACCUGUCGUUAAACAAAUGUUUCCGGAAAGUACCGCGUCCCAGAGACGACCCUGGAAAGGGAUCUUAUUGGAUGAUUGACAGCUGCCCAAAAGAAGAUGUUACCCUGCCCCGCAGGAAGAGGCCGCACCCAGACGACGAGCUCUCCCAGGACUCCACCGAACAGGAGGUCAACAAGAGCCCCUUGAGUACCACCAGUGACGUGUCUUUAACCACAGAAAACACACAAGGACAUCAUAUGGAGAAUAACUCCCCUCUCCCCAGCUACAGCCAGGCAGCCCCAACUCACAUGCCGCCAGACUCCAGGGCGUCUUCAUACAACAACGACUGCUACAAGUUUUCCUUCUCGGAGAUCCCAGACCUCAGCUGUUCUUUCCGCAGUCUGUACCGUACAUUGCAGGGUAAACAGGGACUCUCGCCUCUCCCGACGGAUGUCCAGCCGCCGCAGUCAUCCAGUUGCUGCAUGUACCAACAGAAUUCGGGGGAGUCGUCCUCGCUGCACCCCCACAGUGUCCCCAACAUUAACCCCUCUUCUUCUCAUCAUCAAAGUCAUCACCAGCCGCAACCCUCCUAUUUACCCUCCCAGCAAAUGCCCAGGCCUCCCACUGCCGGGAUGUCUCUAGGGCUCCCGAGCGACUGGUGCUCCAACAUAGACUCUCUAAAGGAGAGCUUCAAGAUUGUCAGUAAUCUGGACUGGUCAACCGUGGAUCUGUCCCAGUUCUCAGACCUUAUGGAGAGCCUACGUCAGGCGGAGCUGAAGAACUGGAGUCUGGAUCAGCAUCACAUCGCCAGCCUCUGUGACUCCUUAAGUCAUCUGCUAAGUCACACAGGACUCCUGCCACCCACACAUGGGCAAUCCUCUUCCUGCCAGGCCCCAUGUCUGCCGACCACCACCAGCAGUGCCUGUGCACUCCAAGGGGGAAAGCCUGGGUACACCAUGGCAGUAACCUCCUAUGGGCAGAACCAGCCAACCUCAUCUCCCUGUGGUCACAAUUUCACUGCACCACCUGGAUAUCCCAUCCAAAGCCAAGCGCCCCCAACCUACAGCCAGCAAGGACGCCACCCCCAACGCCCUUUGUACCCUCCCGCGCGCCCGGCGCUCCGUUACCCGCACAGCAGCGAUGAAAUACAAGACGACUUUGACUGGGACUCUAUUGCUUAGAAACUCUGCACACCCACCCACCCCCUGGAGGAAAUGAAAAGAAAUAUAGGAGGGUACAACACCCCCUCCAAGUGUAUAGAUAUAUAUAUAAAUAUAUAAAUGUAUAUCUUCGCCUGACAAUCAGGGACAACAUGCCCCUCUCACCGGACAGGAGGAGAUAACUAAAGAAACGAGCACCCCUCCCCAUGCACAGCCCUUUCCUCCUCUCCCUGUGGCACUGAUGAAGGAAAGCGGACAGUGAUUCCUCUGCCUAUACGGAAGCGAUACCUCUAAUCUCCCAGUGCCAAGGAUACCAGUGCUAACACGGGGGAGGGCAUUCGGUGUACGUGGUGAGAGAAAGGCCUAAUCUAUUUAUGAGUACACGGAUUGCACAGCACAAAGUGUUAGCGGGCAUUUGCAGCCGCCUUGGAUUUGUGAGAUUACAAGGACGAUCUCUCCCCCUCCCCCUCAUCCAAGCUUCUGAACAGACCUGAAGAUUGGAAAAUAGCUCUUAGCAGCCCAGGCUCAUAGCUCAUCCACCUUCACCUGUGGUGUCUUUUUAUGCUGACACAAUCUGUUGUAUUUCCAAUACUGUACUGGUAUUUGGUGUAUACAACAUUGGGGUCCUACAGUGCCAGGAGCGGGGUAAAGGCCUGCAGACCACACACCGCUACUGUGACCUACAUUACAGCCCUCAGUUGGAUGGCAAAAAGAUUAGUACAAUAAUGGUGAUAAAGUGUGAAACCCCCCCCCCCCCAGUCAGGAUCCAAGUGACAGAGGUGUACUCAUGUUGAGUAGACUACCAGUCAGUAUCCUGAUGACAGAGAGGUGUAGGGCCACUAGUCAUUCACUAUCCUGACAGAGAGGUGUAGGGCCACUAGUCAUUCACUAUCCUGACAGAGAGGUGUAGGGCCACUAGUCAUUCACUAUCCUGACAGAGAGGUGUAGGCCAUCAGUCUGGCAAUAGCCUGAUGACCGAGAAGUGUAGUCCAGUCAGUCUGUAUCUCAAGUUGAUGAUAUGAGAAAGGUACUAGUCAGUCAGUAUCCUGAUGACCGAGAGGUGUGAGCCAUUGGUCAGUCACUAUCCUGACAGAUGUGUAGGCUGUCAGUUACUAUCCUGACAGAGAGGUGUAGGCCAGUCAGUAUCCUGAUGACCAAGAAGUGUAGUCCAGUCGUCAGUCUGUAUCUCAAGUUGAUGAUACGAGAAAGGUACUAGUCAGUCAGUCAGUAUCCAGACAACAAAGACGUGUAGGCCAGCAGUCAGUAAGUAUCCUGACAGAGAGGUGUAGACCAUCAAUCAGUAUCCUGAUGAGGUGUAGGGCCACCAGUCAGUCACUUUCCUGACAGAGAGGUGUAGGCCAUCAGUCAGUCAGUAUCCUGAUGACAGAGAGGUGUAGGGCCACCAGUCAGUCAGUAACCUGAUGACAAAGCGAGUGUAGACCAUCAGUGUAUAAGCUUCCGUGAACUAGUUCGUUUCCAGUGGAAAAGAGAUAGAGGUCACCAAUAUUCAGGUUAUGGAGAACUCUAUCCUGUCCACUGAUCCGUGACCUGGUGCUAGAUACUUAGACAGAACUCAUGAGCUAAUGGCCUGGUGUCAUACAAUGUGCAAUACUGGUCAGUCCAAGUCCUGGUGCCAUAAGUACACAACACUGGUCCGAAGUUGUCCGUUGUGUACAGUCCUUGUCAUCUGUGGAUCUAAUAUCUUCAGUAUAGAGAGAUUCUUAGCAUUGGGUUAGUGAAUGUCCUGCUGAUGAAGGUUUGGUGGCCUCUGAGAUGGAGCACUGGUAACUUAGUGUCCUGGAUAUAAGAGGUUGGCCAGGCAGGGUCCAGGUGCUAGGUUUGUAAUGUAUGGGUGAGUGAACUCCCGGUGAGAAAGGGGUGUAUUGUGCCAGUAUAUGUGUGUCUUUGUGAUAGAUGUACAGUAUUGGUCAGUGUGUGCUGGUGAAACCGUGGUGGUCAGUGUAUGUAGUUAUUAUCAGUCCAUACACUGGUAUGUCAUUGCUGGACAGUCAGUUUUCUUGUGUGAGUGCUAGUCUGGUGACAACAGGUUGCACAUUGCUCAUUGAUAAAGUUGUGUUCAAUACCCAUCAGUCAUCUGUAAUAAGGAAUAUAAAAGGGUUGGUCCAUCAGCGUUACAUCUGGUAGAAUGGUGUCUCCCGGUGAUAUUGGAUGUUACGUGUUGUUCAGUGUCCGUCGCGUCUACUCCUGCCAAGUUCUCUGCCAACUGCUCAGUGUCGCCAGGAGUGGUUCUAGAAGCCACCUUUAUAAGCCUCCAUUUUCUAGCCAGAAACCCAUUCCAACCAUCCACAAACACCACAAUGACUCUGCAUAGACCACGCACUUCAUUUAUGUAGCCCGUUUAUAUCUCCUGGCCACCAAACUGCGUUGUUGGACCAUCUGGCCGUGUUUGAACACCCCCAUGUGUUGGCCACCACAAAAUCAUUUGCCGUCCUUUACCCUGGUCUUUGCAGUCGCACUCAGCGAAACGCGAUGAGGAGGAGCUCCAUAUGGAAACUGUGGUUAAGAAGCUGGGAUUGUAAAAUAUGGACGCAACAGAAGCCAUCUUUACUGUGUAACACCCUCUUAUUUGUCUGUUCAGAGUCAGGCUCAUUGGACGCUUAUUAAACACAUCAGCAGAAAGUG